Daphnia pulicaria is the source of this 1577-nucleotide messenger RNA. Its product is annotated as threonine-rich protein-like. NCBI's taxonomy places the organism in Eukaryota, Metazoa, Arthropoda, Branchiopoda, Diplostraca, Daphniidae. The transcript has 7 exons. The record is from RefSeq and is a predicted model, not a curated record. The coding region runs from base 83 to 1369 and encodes 428 amino acids.
UGAUGGGUAUAAAAGACGGCUGAAAUCCUCUAAACUAUCACAAUCCUUGUGUAGUAAUCCAAUCGAGAUAGACAUCUACAAAAUGUUCCGCUACGGCCUUUUAUUGCUGAUCGCUUGCAGCGUCGCUGCAGUUGCUGCGGAAGAGUGGAAUGUCGAAGACAGACAACUGGCAUGUGCUGGAACUUUGGUCACCAACGCUGAUGGAACACGAUCAUGUGUCACGCAAAUCGGUGUCUCUAGCACUGGCUACCCCAUCUACAAAGUUACCAACCAAAACACUGGAGUCACCAAUUACGUCACACAGACCGGAGUCAGCCCUACUGGCCAGCCCAUCUUCAACACCUCCAACACUUACCCGAUGACCAACUACGUCAACACCUGCACCGGCACACUGGUGACUAAUAGCGACGGCACUCGAUCCUGCGUUACCCAAGUCGGCACAUCCAGCCUCGGCUACCCCAUUAACACCGUCACCAACUUGAACACUGGCGUUACCAGUUACGUGACACAGACCGGCUACAAUGCUUAUGGCCAGCCCGUUUACAGCGUGACUAGCACCUAUCCCAUGACCACCUACGUCAACACCUGCACGGGCACUUUGGUGACAAACAGCGACGGCACAACUUCCUGCGUGACUCAAGUCGGAACCUCGAGCCUCGGCUACCCCAUUUACGCUGUGACAAACUUGAACACCGGAACCACCACUUACGUGACACAGACUGGCGUGAGCUCCACUGGCACGGCCGUCUACAGCACCUCCCCCACCUAUACUUGCGGAACCACCAGCUCCGUGACUACUUGCUCUGGAACACUCGUCACCAACAGCGAUGGCACUCGAUCCUGCGUUGUCCAAGUCGGAACUUCGAGCACUGGUUACCCCAUCUACCAGGUCACCAACCUCAACACUGGAGUGACCACUUACGUCCAGCAAGUUGGUGUCAGUUCAACUGGCACGGCCGUCUACAGCACCACCAGCGUCUACCCCGUCAACACCAGCUACACCUGCACAGGUACUUUGGUGACCAACAGCGACGGCACCAAGUCGUGCGUGACUCAGGUUGGAACCUCUGUCAACGGCUAUCCCAUUUACCAAGUCACCAACUUGAACACGGGCAUCACCAGCUACGUUGAACAGACCGGCAUCAGCUCAACUGGCCAGCCCGUCUACAGUGUCACUCCUUACUUCCCCACUGGUUCUCUUGCUACCACCACGGUUGCCACUACCACGGCUGCUCCCGUAACAACGGCCGCUCCCGUAACAACGGCUGCUCCUGUACCUACAGCUGCUCCCGUAACAACGGCUGCUCCUGUACCUACAGCUGCUCCCGUAACUACUGCUGCACCCGUGCCCAAUCCUUUCGUUUACUAAGUACCCGAUUAUCCCCAGCCUUUAAAGGAAUAACAGUUAAUAACAAACAUGCGCCAUCGACUUGAUGCAAUUUACUUGCAUCAUGCAAUCGUGUAGUCCUUUAUUGACUUUAUUUAUACUUGAGGUUUCCCUACUGUUACGCUGAUGGAAUAUAAAUGGUAUAUGGUUAAAAUGCUUCUGUUUUUAAAUACACAGAGCUAUGCAACAA